CACGUCCCCCGGCCACGUCGCGCCUGCUCUCGCCAUCUUCGCCGCUUCCUCUCGGGCGCCGCCGCCGCCGCCGCCGCCGCCAUGAACAUAUUCCGGCUGACCGGGGACUUGUCCCACCUGGCGGCCAUCGUCAUUCUGUUGCUCAAGAUCUGGAAGACGCGCUCCUGCGCCGGUAUCUCUGGGAAGAGCCAGCUUCUGUUUGCACUGGUCUUCACAACCCGCUACCUGGACCUUUUUACUUCGUUUAUCUCCCUCUAUAACACAUCUAUGAAGCUUAUCUACAUCGCCUGCUCCUACGCCACCGUGUACCUGAUCUACAUGAAGUUCAAAGCCACCUACGACGGGAACCACGACACCUUCCGAGUGGAGUUCCUGGUGGUCCCUGUGGGCGGUCUCUCGUUUCUGGUCAAUCACGACUUCUCUCCACUUGAGAUCCUCUGGACCUUCUCCAUCUACCUGGAGUCGGUGGCCAUCCUGCCGCAGCUCUUCAUGAUCAGCAAGACGGGCGAGGCGGAGACCAUCACCACACACUACCUGUUCUUCCUGGGCCUCUACCGCGCUUUGUAUCUCGUCAACUGGAUCUGGCGCUUCUACUUCGAGGGCUUUUUUGAUCUCAUUGCGGUGGUGGCCGGCGUGGUCCAGACCAUCCUGUACUGUGACUUCUUCUACCUGUACAUUACGAAAGUCCUCAAGGGAAAGAAGCUCAGCUUGCCAGCCUAAGUGCCAAAGACCAUGGCCGGCCUCUGUCCUUCAGGGUGCUCGGACAGAACUCCUCCCGCAACACAGGCGUAAGAUGCUCGCGACGGAAAGGCAGGAAGGUCAUCGUGUCGCAGGUGGUCACCAGUGGCUCCGCGAGGACGCAGAGGACAAGAGCCAGAGGCUUCUGUUUAAUGCAUCUUGCCUUAUCUUGUUUUAUUACUAUGUACAAAGAUUUUUUUACACAAAGAAACUUAAUGCUGUAUUAAUAAAUUCAGUGUGUAGCUUCAAUUGGGAUAGUUCCAAAAGUGAAGGUUUUGUGAGGAGUAAGUGCAAACUUUUUUUUUUUUUUUAAUUCUUUGACAUUUUUGAUUCUUGGUGUCUACAAUGAAGUUAGACACCGACAGUUGGUACAGAACAUAUCCUUCCA
This is a messenger RNA of Ochotona curzoniae (black-lipped pika), 1126 nucleotides long. RefSeq names its product KDEL endoplasmic reticulum protein retention receptor 2 (gene KDELR2). Gene Ontology annotation, cellular component: membrane; endoplasmic reticulum; cis-Golgi network. Lineage: Eukaryota; Metazoa; Chordata; Mammalia; Lagomorpha; Ochotonidae. The record is from RefSeq and is a predicted model, not a curated record. Gene Ontology annotation, biological process: protein retention in ER lumen; endoplasmic reticulum to Golgi vesicle-mediated transport. Bases 82 to 720 code for a protein of 212 amino acids. Gene Ontology annotation, molecular function: ER lumen protein retrieval receptor activity. The transcript has 5 exons.